AUGCUCGAGUUUGAGAAGAGAAUCAGUGAGCCUACUCUUUCUGUGAAGAAGUCUGAAAGUGAGACUCUGCUGAUUGUGUCACUUUAUGUGGAUGAUUUAUUGGUAACUGAAAGCAAUGGGGAGCUGAUUGAAGAAUUUAAGAUGCAGAUGCAAGAUGUUUUUGAGAUGACUGAUUUGGGGGAAAUGACUUACUUCCUUGGCGUGGAAGUAAAUCAAUCUGACCAUGCCAUCUUCAUAAUGGUUGAAGGUGAAAAAUUAACCAGUAGUGAGAAUCAUGAAAGGGUUGAUGAGAAGGAGUAUCGAAGCCUGGUAGGUUGUUUGCUCUACUUAACAGCUACAAGGCCUGAUAUCAUGUUUGCUGUUAGCCUCCUAUCCAGAUUCAUGCAUUGCUGCGAUGUUGUUCACUUUAAAGUAGCCAAAAGAGUUCUCAGAUAUGUGAAAGUGACUUUGAAUUAUGGAGUGAAGUUUGAGAAGAUAAAAGAGCUUAAGUUGAGAGGGUAUUCUAAUAGUGAUUGGGCUAGAUUAAUUGAUGACAUGAAAAGCACUUCUGGCCACUUCUUCACUUUUGGCUCAGAGGUCUUUUGUUGGAGUUCAAAGAAGCAACAAACCGUUGCUCAAUCAAUAGCAGAAGCAGAGUACAUUGCAGCUACUGUAGCUGUUAAUGGCUUAGGAAGCUCUUAUGUGAUUUAA
Gossypium raimondii (Peruvian cotton) is the source of this 690-nucleotide messenger RNA. RefSeq names its product secreted RxLR effector protein 161-like. The coding region runs from base 1 to 690 and encodes 229 amino acids. The transcript is spliced from 2 exons. Lineage: Eukaryota; Viridiplantae; Streptophyta; Magnoliopsida; Malvales; Malvaceae. The record is from RefSeq and is a predicted model, not a curated record.